Molecule: messenger RNA, 2018 nt
Organism: Annulohypoxylon truncatum
Lineage: Eukaryota; Fungi; Ascomycota; Sordariomycetes; Xylariales; Hypoxylaceae
Product: amino acid transporter
Exons: 4
Coding region: 429-1910 (493 amino acids)
Biological process (GO): transmembrane transport
Cellular component (GO): membrane
Molecular function (GO): transmembrane transporter activity
Source: RefSeq, a predicted model, not a curated record
GAAGCCGUGAGCUACACUAUAUCGAGACUAGCAAGAAAUAAUGAAACGAUCUGCUACGAAGAACGGACCGCCGAUAACUUAAAUGUAUAGGUAUCCAUGGAUCUAAGCAGGUAUUAAAGUAGUACGAAUGUACUCACCGAAGGAUCGACUGAGAGAUAAGAAACUUCAUGUUAUCAGCGCCUUGACCGGGGAAGUCGCUCGAUCGCGAAACCAUCGACGAUGAGGAGGGAAUCGGUUACGAGCAUCUCCCGGCGCAAGUCGGGGGAGGCGACAGCCGCCGAUGAUGCGCUCGCCAAGAUGGGUUACAAAGCUGAGCUGCCGCGAAGUCUCAGCAUGCUUUCAGUACUCGGUUUAUCCUUUGCGAUUGGUACGUACGAAAAAGAGAAUAGCUUCAAUUCCGGUGGUAUGUAGAAACUAAUGGGUUGAUAAUGGCCGUACCUUAUGGUCUCAGCACGACGUUUUAUAUAUCGCUCUCAAACGGUCAAUCCGUCACCAUCAUCUGGGGUUGGGUUCUGCUUUCUCUCCUGUCGACCGCUAUCGCCGCUUCGCUAGCCGAGAUCUGCUCAGUCUAUCCCACUGCUGGUGGUGUUUACUACUGGGCUGCCUUGCUAUCGACACCUCGUUGGGCUCCCAUUGCUAGUUGGAUCACUGGUUGGCUGACUCUAGUUGGAAAUUGGACCGUUACACUCUCUAUCAACUUUGGAGGCGCUCAAUUGAUUCUCAGCGCGAUUUCGUUGUGGAAUGAGGACUUCGUGGCCAACGAGUGGCAGACUAUUCUCAUGUUCUGGGCUGUCAUGCUCGUCUGUUACUUGAUAAAUAUUUUCGGUUCCAAGUAUCUGGACCUGAUCAACACCGUGUGCAUAUACUGGACCGGUGCUUCGAUUAUCAUCUUCCUGGUCGUUCUGUUGGUCAUGUCGCCGAGUAAGCGAAGCGGCGAGUUCGUGUUCGCCCACUACGACGCCUCUGCUUCGGGGUGGCCGGUUGGCUGGUCAUUCUUCGUUGGUCUACUGCAGCCCGCGUACGUGCUUACGGGGUACGGAAUGGUUGCUGCCAUGUGCGAGGAAGUACAGACGCCUGAGCGGGAGGUCCCCAAGGCCAUCGUCUUGUCUGUUGUGGCGGCUGGCUUCACUGGCUUGAUCUACUUAAUUCCCAUCCUCUUCGUACUACCGGACGUACAAACUCUCCUCUCAGUCGCAAAUGGACAGCCUGUUGGUCUGAUUUUCAAGACGGCAACUGGCAGUGCAGGAGGAGGCUUUGGGUUAUUGUUCCUUAUUUUGGGUAUCUGGUUGUUCGCUGGUGUUGGUGCCCUAACUGCCUCGAGCCGAUGCACCUACGCCUUCGCACGCGACGGCGCAAUUCCCGGCUCUGGUCUAUGGAGUAAAGUUGACAAGCGAUUUGACAUUCCUCUUUGGGCCCUAACUCUAUCGGCCAUUGUAGAUUGCCUACUAGGUCUUAUCUACUUUGGUUCAUCAGCAGCGUUCAGCAGCUUCACCGGAGUCGCCACGAUCUGUCUUUCCACGUCAUACGGCCUGCCAAUUCUAGUCUCAGUCGUUCGCGGUCGAAAACAAUUAGAGCACGCGUCGUACUCUCUGGGUCGUUUUGGUUUCGCCAUUAACAUUACGACGCUCCUAUGGAUCGUCCUAGCAGUCUUUCUGUUCUGCAUGCCGACUAAUCUUACCGGGCUUGAUGCAUCCACCAUGAAUUAUGCGAGCGUGGUGUUUGCUGGUUUCGCAACCAUUAGUCUUGGAUGGUAUUUCGUCUGGGGCCGCAAGCACUUCUCCGGUCCUCCGGUUCUGAAGUCGGAUUUGGCCGAGCAUGGCGUCGGUGUUGUUCGGGGCCAAUCUCUGGACGAAGAAGUAGGAAAGGAAGCGAGUACAAAAGAAGGGGCCGAGCCGAAGGCUGUAGAAUAAAUGAAAUUUAUGUAUAUUGGAUAUUAGACAAAUAGAACAAGAUCUGUCGUUUUCGCGUGUAGAUAGACUGAAUACUUGCAGCCAGAUUAGGUGGCCAUUCACUUAUCG